UUAGCAGAGUUAGCAGUGCGACAUGUCUUUUGAUGUCUCUGCAGCAGCUAUGGCUCUGUUUCAGUCUCUGAGAGAUUUUAUCAGGGAGCGACUGGCCGCUGCAGCUGAAGAAAUAUUCACAGAGUUUGAUAAAACCAUCGUCCAGUACGAGGAGCAGCUGGACCGCCAACGUAAACUUCUUGACGUCAGCUGGAAACCCCAAGUAACCCUGCAGAGAAUAAGAGAUGUUGAACAGCAGGUGGAGAAGGGAAUUGAUCUUAACCAGAGUUUCUGCAGCAAGGAGAGAUGCAGAAGUUUGGACCAAGAGGAAGCAGAAGUUCCACAGAUAAAAUACAAGCAGAAAGAACUACCUCUCUGGCAGAAAGAGCAUGAGGAAGUCCUGGAAUCUCUACAAAUAAAGGAUGAACAUGAGGAAACAGAAUCUAUACAGAUAAAGGAUGAACAUGACAAAUACUGCAGUAGUCUGGAGGAAGAGCUUGAAAUCAAGCAGGAGACGGAUACCUUUGUUAUAACUCCUCCUUAUGAAAGAGAUAAUCGGGAACCAGAUCCAAGCAGCCACCGGCUUCAAAAGAACCAAUACGAUGAAAGAAUUGAUUAUGAGAACUCUGAAUUAAAUAGAGAUAAAGAACUGAAACAAAAUAAGAGGUAUCAAAAAACUGGAGGUAGACGCGACAACGUAGGUACCAAAAAAGUAAAAGAACAGAAGAAUAAACACACAAAUGAGAACCUGUGCUCUUGUAAUGUUUGUGAUAAAGUUUUAGCUCGAAGUUAUUUGUCUGAACACAUGAGAAUUCACACAGGAGAGAAGCUUUUCUUAUGUACAGUUUGUGGAAAAAGUUUUCGGCAGCAAAAUCAUUUGACUGUACACAUGAGAACUCACACAGGGGAGAAGCCUUUCCCCUGUGUGAUUUGUGGAAAAAGCUUCACCCUGCAAAUGGUCUUGACGAAACAUAUAAGAACUCACACAGGUGAGAAGCCUUUCUCCUGUCUAACUUGUGGAAAAAGUUUCAGGCAUAGUGGGACAUUAUCUCAGCACACGAGAAUCCACACAGGGGAGAAGCCUUUCCCAUGUUCAACCUGUGGAAAGCGUUUUAGUGAUAAGAGAAAUUUAUCUCGACACAUCAGAACUCACACAGAUGAGAGGCCUUUCUCGUGUCCAACUUGUGGAAAAAACUUUCGUCAAGGAGGUCAUUUGACUGUGCAUAUGAGAACUCAUGCAGUUAAAAAGUUGUACUUGUGUGAAAUUUGUGGCGCUUGUUUCACUCAGAGUGUCGACUUGACAGAUCACAUGAAAACUCACAAAGGUAAGAAGGUGUAAUCUUGUAGCAUUCUCAAACAGUGAAGUGAUUUUUUUUUACUGGUCUUCAAAGUAUCUGUAUAGUCAUGCAAUGCAUGUUUGUUUGAUCUUCAUGUGGGUUAAGGUCUGACAUUUGCUGACAUGUCGACAUAUUUGUACAUAAUGGAUCUUGACAGAAGUUGACUAACACACGGUUCUGAGAACUUUCUAGAUAUGAACAUUUAGCUCAGUCCAUUUGUACAAUCAUAUGUCUUGUUCAAAAGCAGUUGGGUCACAAACCAGCCAAGAUGAGCUCCUCUCCAAGUUGCCUCUGGUUUUUUGUAAAACUCCAAAUCAAUCCAGAAAAGUUUUAUUUAUUUUAAUGUGCCCAGUUGCACCAUUUGAAGUGAAAGGUUCAACUGUAAACCUAGACAUAGCAAGCUAAAUGUUUUGCACACAUCUUUGUUAGCUGUGGAAUUUCCUACACACAUUACCGAUGUACUUUAUCUCUGACCACACAAACAAAAACACGUAUGCCUCUGUCAAAGGUGUGAUGGAGAAAUUUUGUGGAAAAACUCAUGCUGCAACAUACUUUGAAAUCAGUAACUUCCAUCCAUCCAUCCAUUUUCUGAUUACCCUUGUCCCUAACGGGGUCGGGAGGUGCUGGUGCCUAUCUCCAGCUGCGUUCCGGGCGAGAGGCGGGGUACACCCUGGACAGGUCGCCUGUCUGUCGCAGAAAUCAGUAACUUCCCUUGCCUAUUCUCUUCUGCUCCGAGUAGGCUACUACUUUCUUAUUUUAAAAUGAUUUUUUUGGCUGUGCUGUCCUUUUAUAGUAAGUUUGUUGUGUUAGAGGGACAAGACAUAUAGGAAAGAUCAACAGGCCAGGAAUUGAACCUAUGACAGCCACGUUGAGGACUGAGGCCUCCGUACAUGGGUUCUGCUUUUGCAUGCUGUACUUCAACCAAGUCAGUUGUUUUAUAUAUAGCAUGAAUUUGUAAAUAGUUUUUAUGUCACUGUUAUACAUUGCUCUGUCUUUAAAGAGACUUUAAACUGUCUCCUGACUUUACCCUGUACAUAUUAUUCACAGUAUGUCUCGGGAUAAUGGAAAACAAAUGAGUUUAUUGUAGCAUUAGGUCUUUGAGUAAAGAGAUGAUCUCUCCAGCUUUCAGGCCAAAUCCACCUCUAAAUAAGCACUUGCACAGAUGGUCACGCUGAAAUCAAAAAGCGUUUUUUAAAGGACUAUGUCUGUCAAACCACUCUGGGAGGAAGAGGGAUUAAUCCAAUGUGUAACAGUGGAAGGAAGGUCUCAUUGAUCUGAUAACAAAAGGGAACAAUUUGUCUCAAAGCAUAAUGUGUGUAAAACUCACUGUGAAUGUACAAAAAGUAAAAUAAAAUCCUAAACUACGACCAUA
Messenger RNA from Poeciliopsis prolifica (blackstripe livebearer), 2688 nucleotides. Its product is annotated as zinc finger protein 567-like. Lineage: Eukaryota; Metazoa; Chordata; Actinopteri; Cyprinodontiformes; Poeciliidae. The transcript has 2 exons. Gene Ontology annotation, biological process: regulation of transcription by RNA polymerase II. Bases 23 to 1318 code for a protein of 431 amino acids. Gene Ontology annotation, molecular function: RNA polymerase II cis-regulatory region sequence-specific DNA binding; DNA-binding transcription factor activity. The record is from RefSeq and is a predicted model, not a curated record.